AUGGCAUCUUUUAAGGUUUCUGGAAAAGAGAUCGUCGACAUUAAAUUGUUUGAAGCUUUCCCAGAUCAUCAAGAUCUUCAAAGAUUAUUUUUCGAGAGGAAAAAAAGAGCUUGGUCUCAAUGCUCCGAGAUAAUCAUUUCACGCCGAAAUAGACAGUCACUAAUUCGUCCCAUAGUGUCCGUCUCUUCACAACCAUCGUCCGAUUCGAUUGCGUCUACGUACAACAUUUUAAAACCAACAUCCGCGAGAUUCGAUCGGGAUACCCAUACAUCCACAAAUGGCUUCGGAAUCUCUACUGGAACCAUGCAGCUUUCAAGGACACGACAGAGUUUACUCAUAUUAAGUGUCACUACACGAAAAGCCACACACAGGUAAGCUCUCCUUUCUUUCAUCAAUUGGGGCUGAUGCGGCGAAAAUCAUUUCGGGGAUUAAUCGUUGGUGUGUCACUUUAGAUCAAUCCUUAUAGUAUUACGCCCGUUGGACCUGAACCUCCAAUUUUGAGGGAGGAUGAAGAAGUUCCUGCGGUGAAGUAUGCGUUGGCGAUGGCAGCGAAGAAAUGA
This is a messenger RNA of Hymenoscyphus albidus, 560 nucleotides long. The record is from the annotation of a GenBank genome assembly. NCBI's taxonomy places the organism in Eukaryota, Fungi, Ascomycota, Leotiomycetes, Helotiales, Helotiaceae.